UCCUUAGAUUGAACCGUGAUAUCCUCGCAGUCGGGCCAUAUAUUAACCUGUCUCUGUUCACUGGAGGUUCAAGGUCUGCCGCACUUAAUGAACGGUGGUAGAGGCCGUUUCGUUUGUCCGCUGACCAUAGAGCGUGACGUGCCUGUGAUCACCUCCAGUAGGCCUCGACACCCGUUUCCCUUUUCUUGCGUGACAUUCAGCUGUCCAUCAUGACGGCGAAUGUAGGCAGUCAGCCCAAUCUCAUCCAAUCCCGCAUCAUUGCAAGUAUAGCAGCAACGGCGAUAUCCCUUGCGUGUGGUACUAAUUAUGUGUACUCGGCAUGGGCGCCCCAGUUUGCCGAUCGCCUCAAGCUCACAUCCACCGAGAGCAAUCUGGUUGGGGCGGCAGGGAAUCUGGGCAUGUAUUCCCUAGGAGUGCCGAUUGGCAUGUUUGUUGACCACCGAGGACCGCGCCCCGCCGUUGUUUGCGGCGCUCUUUUGUUGGGCCUGGGAUAUUUUCCGUUGCACCAGGCUUACGAUAAUGCCACUGGUUCGGUCGCUGUCUUGUGCCUCUUCUCUUUCUUGACGGGGCUUGGAGCGUGCAUGGCCUUUGCGGCCGCCGUCAAGACUUCAGCACUCAACUGGCCGCGGCACCGCGGCACAGCAACCGCCUUCCCGCUGGCGGCCUUCGGACUGAGCGCGUUUUUCUUUUCCACCCUUGGGGGCCUACUAUUUCCAAGCGAUACGAGCGCGUUUCUCGCCUUACUUGCGAUUGGAACCUCUGGCUUGACCUUCAGCGGCGUCUUCUUCCUUCGCGUCGUUCCCCACUCCGCCUAUUAUGCCAUAUCCCAGUCUGACCAAGCAAGCACCGAAGUGCUACAUAGAGCUUCCGAGGAGAUUAUGAAGCAACACGUAUCUCGCCAGGCCCCUCGUGAUUUUUCAACUGAGAUCGGUACGUUAUCUAAUAGACACGAUCCAAUUAUCGCAGCUAGGAAUGCAGGGUACCAGGCCUCAAUUGAACGCGUCGUUCAGAACGAAGACCGAGGCCCUUCCUUGGCCGUUAGUUCCGAGCCAGACGAGAUGACAUAUCUUGUGCCGAACUCUGUUACCUUGCGAGGCGAUGAUUCUUCUAUGCAGAGCACUAUUGAUACGGAUCGUUCUCCUCGUGCAGAUAUUCGUGGAUUUCGAUUGAUUCGUACAUUCGAUUUUUGGCAGCAAUUUUCAAUUAUGGGUAUUCUUGCUGGUGUUGGAUUGAUGACGAUCAACAACACCGGCCACAACGUCAAUGCGCUUUGGCGGCACUGGGACAACACACUGAGCAAUGGCUUUUUGGUGUCACAGCAGCAAAUGCAUGUCUCCAUCUUGUCUCUAUGUAGCUUUGCUGGUCGACUCUUGAGUGGCAUCGGUUCGGACGUCAUAGUCAGGGUUCUGCAGCGCAGUCGUGUCUGGUGUCUUUUUAUUUCAAGUCUCAUCCUCUCCGUGGCUCAAAUAUGCGCCUUCAACAUCACCAACCCACAUAGGCUGGGUGUGGUUUCUAGUCUCUCGGGCCUUGCAUAUGGCAUUCUCUUCGGAGUCUUCCCUUCCAUUGUAGCCGAGGCAUUCGGCGUGGAUGGACUCAGUCAAAACUGGGGCUACAUGACCCUAGCGCCGGUCAUAUCAGGCAACAUGUUUAAUCUGUUUUACGGCAGAGUUUUCGACCAACAUAGCAGCAUCGGCACCGAUGGUGAACGCAUCUGUAGGGCGGGUCUUGCGUGUUACUCGGAGGCCUACUUCGUCACGCUGAGCUCCUGUCUGCUAGGAAUUGCUGCCACGUUAUGGGUUAUCCGUCGUCAGCAUAUACAGAGGUCCAGAGACUCGAAAGGCACUCAGCAGGACUAGCUAUUACUCUCGGAAUAUUUCCUACAAUUUUACAGCAAAAGAGUAUCAUCCAAGCCAAAAGUGACCCCUAGGUGCCGUAUUAUCGAUACAAAUCAAGUCUGAGAUCGGAUUCGAAUUCUACGCUAUUAUAAGCACCGGAUUCCAGUUUGUUCGCUUUCCACAGCGCUGGCCGUGGGUUGCCAGCCACAAAGGCCCAAGCUCUGUUAGAUACAGCGUAACCGGAACUACGGCAAAUCACAGGAGGCACUGUAACAACUUAAGAAAAACCCCAAAAAAUUAGUAGACACACACCAUAAGCAUUAAGUGCCCACCCCCCUUCUAGGACGUACCCCUGUUUCGGAUACCACUUUACACCAAAACUCUGCUUUUUAGACCCCUGCUAUUUUAUAGACUAAAAGAGUAAAUA
Sodiomyces alkalinus F11 is the source of this 2262-nucleotide messenger RNA. Its product is annotated as MFS general substrate transporter. Gene Ontology annotation, molecular function: transmembrane transporter activity. Gene Ontology annotation, cellular component: membrane. The coding region runs from base 210 to 1856 and encodes 548 amino acids. The record is from RefSeq and is a predicted model, not a curated record. Lineage: Eukaryota; Fungi; Ascomycota; Sordariomycetes; Glomerellales; Plectosphaerellaceae. Gene Ontology annotation, biological process: transmembrane transport. The transcript is spliced from 4 exons.